AUGGCCGGCAGAGGUUAUGCACACAUGGCCAUGACUGACCAGCCCCCAAUCAAAGCUAAAGGAAAUCCGAACACCUCACCUGAAAAUGCCAAGAUUUCUGGUCAUGCUGUGCACGCAGGAGGAUUAUGCCAAACCAGCCUCUCACUAGACGGCGGCAAUUCAUUCAAGGUUCUCCGCAGCAUCAUCGGGGGCUGCCCAAGGGGCGAUGCAACCCAACUAGGAUUCAGACUGCCAGACGACACGCUGUCUUCUGACCAUGCGGUGCUCGGCUGGACGUGGUUCAACAAACUUGGAAAUCGGGAGAUGUACAUGAACUACGACAUCAUCAGCAUCGUAGGCGGAGGUGGACAUGACCAUGCGAACGUGGGUAAUGGAUGCAGGACGGUGGAUUCGAGAGACGUCAUGAUUCCGCAUCCGGGGCCGGAUGUGGAAGUCAACAAUUUCGAUGCUGUGCCGCCGAUUGGUGAGUGCGAAUCCGGGCCGGGAGCGACAGCGGGGUCCGAUUCGGGGCUAGGAUCGGGGAACGGGGGCAAUGGAGGCGGCGGUGGUAGCGGUAGGGGAGGAAUCUACAAGCCCGGCAGUGACUGGCCUGCAGACUUCAACCCGAAUUGCGGCAAAGUUGUGGCCGAUGAAUAG
Messenger RNA from Colletotrichum abscissum, 636 nucleotides. RefSeq lists its product as uncharacterized. The record is from RefSeq and is a predicted model, not a curated record. The coding region runs from base 1 to 636 and encodes 211 amino acids. NCBI's taxonomy places the organism in Eukaryota, Fungi, Ascomycota, Sordariomycetes, Glomerellales, Glomerellaceae. The transcript is spliced from 3 exons.